Larimichthys crocea (large yellow croaker) is the source of this 2378-nucleotide messenger RNA. RefSeq names its product heparin-binding EGF-like growth factor a (gene hbegfa). Gene Ontology annotation, biological process: positive regulation of cell population proliferation; epidermal growth factor receptor signaling pathway. The transcript has 6 exons. Bases 232 to 948 code for a protein of 238 amino acids. The record is from RefSeq and is a predicted model, not a curated record. Gene Ontology annotation, molecular function: epidermal growth factor receptor binding; growth factor activity. Lineage: Eukaryota; Metazoa; Chordata; Actinopteri; Sciaenidae.
UCUCACUCCGCUCCUCUCACACUGAAGCACACACAAGGCACAAGAAGGCACAAGAAGAGGUUAUAAACAAGCGGAAUUAAUUCUCACCAAACACAUCGAGAGAAAAAAAAAAGAAAAGAAAGAAAGAAAAGAAAAGAAAAGGGAUAUUUAGAUCCGGACAAGUGGAAGGAAUAUAACUUGUUCAUCAUCAUAGUUUUCUUUUUCUAAAAAAUCCCUGGAAGUUUUGACAUCAUGAGGAUUUUCAGCGUUGUGCUCCUGCUGGUUCACGCCUUGGUGGUGUCCAGAAUGGCCUGUGGUGCUGCGGUAGACAGGCAUGAAAGCGACAGGCAGCGGCACAGAGCUGUUUUCAAGUUUUUGGACACAACCAAAGACAGGAGGGCAGAGGAGGAGAGCAGAAGCAUCAGUGCGACAACAGCGGAGUACGGCCACACUGGCGAGGCGGAAGACUACGAUGAUGAGUAUUAUGAUGACGAGUAUGAAGAUGGCAUGUCUGGAGACUACGAAAUUGAAGUGCCGCAAGUUGCCAUGUCAAGCAAACCCAAAGAUCCAUCUGCCAUCCUGGAUGCUGAAAGCACUGACGGACAGAGAAAGAGAGGAAAGGGGAAAAAGAAGGGGAAAGGCAAGGGGAAGAAGAGGAAUCCUUGCCUGAGGAAGUAUAAGGAUUUCUGCAUUCACGGCACCUGCCAGUACCUGAAGGACAUCCGUGCUCCUUCUUGUGUGUGUCACCCGAGUUACUCUGGGGACAGGUGUCAGUUUUUCACGUUGCCUGUGGAGAAGCCCCAGGAGGGCUACAACCGGACCACAGCUCUAGCCGUGGUGGCAGUGGUGCUGUCAUCCGUGUGCCUCGUCAUCAUCGGCCUUUUGUUAUUGCUCAGGUUUCACAAGCGGGGAGCGUAUGAUGUAGAGAAUGAAGAGAAGGUCAAACUAGGGUUAGCGUCCAACCACUGAAGAGACAAAAAAGAGGCAAAGAUGCAGAAAUUCUACCUCAAAAUAGAAAAAGAGAAGUGAACAGCGAUAGGAGGUCCCGGAGGAAGACGGAUCGUAAAUGAAGAAGGGAACAGAGGUCGUCUGCCUGACUCUCUGCUAGACGUUCAGAUGAUAAAUGAAUGGGCAGCUGAACAUAUUCCUGAAGGCCUCAGAAGAAGAUGGCCCACCUGAAACUGGAAUACUAACGGCCCAGAGGAUGGACUGGAGAUGUGACGAGUAAUAGUGCGAAGGGACGAGAAGAAGAAGAAGAAGAAGAAGGAACAUGUCUAGACUCUGUGCUGCUUCUUGACUGUGUGAAAAGAGGUUGAUUCAGACUGAACUGAACAAGAUAAGAUUUUUAACAACAAGAGCUCAACCUGGAUUUUUUUUUUCUCUCUCAACAGACAGCAUUUUGUAUUUUCCUGCACAAGUCCAUCUCUUUUUUUUCUUUCUUUUGUGUACAGUAAACGGUAUAUUUAUAAUUUUAAUUUAUUUAUUUAAGCUAACUGUAUUUAUAGAGAUUUUAACCACCUUCAACAGUUUUUAAAAUAAUGAUGUUACAGUUGUUUUUAUAUUCCUUAUUGGACGAUAUGAUAUUUAUUUAUAAAAAUAAAAAAAACACAGAAAAGCAAACAAUGCAGAAGCUCCUAUGAAACGAGAUAUGACGCAUACAAGAUCUGAUGUUUGGCUUUCAUUUUUGACACUCAGUAGAUGAUCAAUAGCACUGUGAUUAAUCAAUUGAUCAUUCAUAAAGACGUGGUUGCUUUCUAAUUCUUCCAGGGAGUGCCAUAGAGAGCGAUGCCUUUCAGGAACGCCCUGCUCAUACUCCCACACUUACACACAUUCACAACUGGAGGCUGCCUAGUACAACCAGUUGGGUAUGUUAGAAGCUAAGCAGCCCCGCUGUAGAAGUUGAGGGUUCAGGGCCUUGCUCAAAGGCACAUCAGCAGUGGUAAUGAGGUCGGGGCAAGCACUACUCUUUGACUUCCCCCGCCUAAAUUUAUCCUAUGGGUUUGGGGGGGACGGGGGUCUUCAUUAGGCUUGGUGUUGUGCCUCAAUGUUAUGAUGCCAGAUCAAUGUCUGUCAUUACGAUGCAUUGCACUGACUAUGUAUUGAUUAAAGGCAACAUAAAAAACUGUGCACUCAGCGUCUGUAUUGUUGAGAAACUUUUUGAAAAGGGAGUCAAAUUUCUAAUGCACUGUAGCAAGAAUUUGGUAUGAAUUAUAUUGUCAUGUCACAUUGUCUUACCAUCGUUAUCGGAGAAACUCCCUCAGAUCCGUGUUCAGCUGUCAAGCAAAAAGAAAAUGUGAAUUAAAAGUGUUCCACCCUUUCAAAUCCUGUCCUGCAGUUUUGAAGUGAUUGUUAUUUAUGUGAUUUUUUUUCAGAGCAAAAUAAAAAUAAAACAAAAAAAA